AUGCCUCGCAGCCGCACUCGCACCUCGUCCUGCGCCAUCCCCGCGCCCCCACGCUCAAAGGCGGGCUGCUGGACAUGUAGGAUCCGUCGUAAACGCUGCGACGAGCAACAGGACGAGUCUGGAGCUUGCCAGGCUUGUGUCAGGCUCGAUAUCGACUGUCUAGGAUGGGGAACUCGCAGACCAGACUGGUGCAGGGACAAGGACAAGCUUGCAGAAUACAAGCUCAGACUCAAGAGGAAACUCUGCACCCGUGCUGGCACACGCCCGUCUGCAGCUCGCCACGCCCAGCCCACUCAAAUGGCCUCGACGUCGACCACUGAACCCGCGGAAGAGAGAGACCAAGUCGAGUCCCAGGUCGAUGAAGACGAAAAGGACACUGGCAAGUGCGACCACUCCCGAUCCGUACGACUCUCUGACUUAUUCUGCGCACGUCCAGGCUUUGAACUCUUUGACAACCCGGAAUGCUGGCAGUUCUCCCCCGAGUUUACGCUCCCAACGUCCACCUGCAACCUCCAGGCGACAUACUCCAAAUCGGCCUUGGCCAGCCUCGUCCCGCAUCUGUACUCGCUCACCCAGCCCGUCCCCUCUGCCUAUCGCACCCUCCUCCACCAGAUUCUCGAUUUGCAUCAAUAUAAAUCCUCCGUCUGCGCCGCACCAGAGACCGUCGCCAGUCGCGCACGCGCAGUCGAAGAGGCACUCGAGCUUCUUGCCCGCCGCGCCCAUUUUAAUACCGCGUUUACCUCUCUCACCGGGUUUGAAUUCGAUCCGACGGCAUUCCUCUUCGACUCUCAUCAAUCCCCGCAAACAGCGACCAUGGCAGGCAUGUUUAGCCCCUCGACCCCGUUCUCGCCCCUCAGCGACAACUCGUAUGGUCUCCUCUCGCCCGCGACGACAAUGUGGAGCCCAGAUCUCGUCCCUGACACUCUCUCGAGCGCCCCGACGUCCCCUGCCGUCCCCGGUCUUACGCCCAUCAUUCCGACGUCCAACCUGCUGUCCAACGUCAACGACUGGUUUGCUGGUUACGACCAUUUCCAAUCUCCGACCUAUAUGGCACCAACCCCUUCCACUCCGGCCCAACAGCACGCGUCGCUCGACAUGCUCGGCUUGAGAUUGGGAUUGGAUGGGCUCGAACUGGGCAUUGACGGUGCGAACCAUGGUGCGAGCGAAGAGUAUCUCAUCUUCCAAAACGACCACCUCGCUCACCCGCAAAUCUCCCUUUUCCCACCUUCGCCAUCGCAAUCCAAGUCGCUUCCUUCCCCCGCCGCGGCCUCGUCGUCUUCCAUGCCAUCUCCUCCUCCAGUACACCAACCAUACUCGUCGCCAAGGUCCGAGACGGAGAAUGCAGAUCCAUUCGGGAUCCACCACAAGACGUGCUUGCUCCUCUUGCACACCCUCGUCCUCGGUUCUCCAAUCCACGAAACCGAGCGUCUACUCCAAGACUUGACGGCGCAGUUUUCGGGUCUGACGACGUUGGCAGGGUGCGUCGAGUAUGCGUUUGCCGCCCUUCUUGCGGGUGCAUUGAGCACGUCGGCGGACCGACGCGCGCUCUUCCGUGACGUGGUCAAUUCCAUCGAGUCGACGACGACGAUGACGAUCAACGUCAAGGCGACUGGGCUUGCUAUGGGCCAGUGCGAGAGCUUGCUUUGCGAGGCGUGGAAUGCCUGCUAA
Molecule: messenger RNA, 1668 nt
Organism: Serendipita indica DSM 11827
Lineage: Eukaryota; Fungi; Basidiomycota; Agaricomycetes; Sebacinales; Serendipitaceae
Source: the annotation of a GenBank genome assembly